AACGACUUUCACGUUGAUAGACGAUAAGUCCUUGUCACACAGGCGGCUUCACCAAGUCCUAAUUUUGCCAAAGUCAACGCCAAUGUGCCUUUAACAAGUAACACGUUUUCCAAGUGACGAGGAUGACGAUGGAUGUCUUUCAGUCCCUGGGGCACGUUGAGACGUCGGGCGAACAGAGCGUGCCAAUCACUGGUUACGUGAGGCGUUACUGACAGCAGGCGGUCUAGUUGACGCACCAAAAGACACAAUGAACGGAGAGAGUCUCUUUAGACGAAUUGUCCAUAGUAAAUAUGAUGGCUGAGGGACCACCGGAAGCGACCCAUCACUACCCUACGCUUAUGACUUCCGUUCUCGUGACUGACUUCUGUCUCUCAGCUCCAGAGAACCCGUUUAUUUCUUUCUAUCGACUCAUAUGACGCUGAGUAAAUGAAUAUUUAGUUCAAUUGAUCAUGGUCAGACGAUUCGUGUUGGUAAACAAAGUGAGGGUUUCCACUUCAUUGUUUGAUACACUGAACCCUCUCGAUAAAAAUAAGUAACUACAAACCAUGAGGGGUGGCAGUAGCGAUAACAGUGGAAUGAUCACCAUCGUCCCUACGUCUGCAUCAUUGAAUUCGAUGGAAACGGGAGAUGAGACAUUUGAAAUGGAUGGAGAGGAUCAACAAUCAAUGUUAACACCAGCAGAUCAACUACCCAUGACAACUCCAUCUCCAACGGGUUAUAGGGACUAUCAACCUCCGGCAGAAGUCUUGGGUUACAAUGGUUAUCAAUCAAAUAUCUCUCGAAAUCUCAACAAAUUCAGUCCAAGACGAGACUUUGGUAAAGAGGAGGUUGAAGAAACUCACAAGACGAUUCUUUUGGGCGAUAGUGGUGUUGGUAAGACGUCUUUACUUGUUCGGUUCGAUACUGGAAGUUUUCAAACAGGAAAUUUUGCUGCUACAGUUGGUAUUGGAUUCACGAAUAAAGUGGUGGAUGUAGGCGACAUGAGAAUCAAACUUCAGAUAUGGGACACUGCUGGUCAAGAGAGAUUCCGUAGCGUGACCCAUGCGUACUACAGAGACGCUCAUGCGCUGCUCUUGCUCUACGACGUGACGAACAAGACUAGCUUUGAUAACAUCAGGGCCUGGUUAAGCGAGAUCCGGGAAUACGCACAAAGUGACGUAGUUAUCAUGCUUCUUGGCAACAAGACGGAUUGCGGAAAUGAGAGAGUGGUCAAGAAAGAGGAUGGUCAGCGUUUAGCGGAUGAGUAUCAAGUUCCAUUCAUGGAGACUUCAGCAAAGACUGGUGUGAACGUUGAUUUAGCUUUCUUGGCAAUUGCAAGGCAAUUACAAGCCCGCAAAAGUGAAAAUCCUGAUGAAACCAAGUUCAACGUACAUGAGUACGUACGUCAGCAGUCACAGAGUAGAAGUACCUGCUUUAGUACGAAUUGCCAGACGACCUGAAUUGUGCGGCCGGUUUUCUGCGCAAACAAUAGUAGCGUUUGCAACGGUCUCUUUCUCGUCAAACUGUUGGGGGAAUCAGGGAUCACACAUUGAAAUUCGUUGAAUCGUAACCACAGUGGAAGUGUUACAGUUUAAAUGACAAAGUUUCCAGGGUGCAGGAUGCCUAGAAAAAAAAUAUAUAUAUACAACACAAAUAAAUUAAACACAAUUAACAAAAAAUGUUAUAAGUUAAAUUAUUUAAAUAUUCAAAAAGAAAAAAACCAAGACUGGUGCUUGGGUCUAUAUGAUAUUAAUGUAGUUAUUGAGAUGACAACAUAAAUAAAUAAUGAAAAUGAAUACAGUGAUGUAGCUUACAUUGAAAUUAAUGUACUAGAGUAUUACAUGUAUAUUCUUAAAAUAUUAGAUGAUAUAUGAUUUCAAUGAGUAUUAGAAAAGUUCUAGAAUUGUCAUAAUUCAAUGUUUUUGAAUUAUUUUUCAGAUUAAUUUUAUUCCACCAAAAUUUGAUUAGAACAAAACUACUUUAUAUUUACAUGAAGCAUGAUAAAGUUAUUAGCAAAUUAUGAGCUUUUUAAUGAAUUAUUUUUAUGAUGAAAAUUGUUUUUAUAAAAAUAUUUCAAAACACAGAUGAUUUGAAUUAAAUAAUUACAUUCAAGCAUAAGUCCAUAUUGAAUAGAGGUUUCAGCUGAUAAUAUGCCUUAAUUUUUAAAAAUACAAUUUUUGUAAAUUAUAUAUUCAUUUUUCAACUGCAGAAGAGUUAGAUUAAAGGAAAAAAUUCUUAAUAUAUAAAGAAACUAAACCUUGGUAGCAAGAAAUUUUUGUGAAUUAAAUUAUCUAUGUUACUCAAGAGUUAAUUCUCAAAUAAUCUUGAACAAAUUACUGCUAUAUCAAAUGCCUAUGUGUAAUUAAUAUUGAUAUGUAGCCAUAGCAAAUUUAUUGUUAAGAUGGGAUCAAAAUUUAUCUUAAUUGACAAGAACCAAAGAACGAUAUAGUACUCCAAAACUUUUUGUUAACAAAAAAAAGUUAUUUAUUAUAUAAAAUAGUAAAGUGUAUUUAUUUUUCAAGAUGAAGAAAAAUCACCAAUUGCUUGAAGGAAUGAGUAAAUAAGAUUUAGAUGAUGUCAGAGGUGAAAUGAAAAUUUUGUUGCAAUGUUACAUGGAUGUAUAUUAAUUAAAUGUAUAUCUUCAAUGUCUGCGCUGCAAAUUUAUAAGACUUAGAAUGAGCGUGCGACAACAUAAUACUUGUUAUUUAUACGCAACUGUAACACUCUAGAAGCUUGCACUAAUUUAAUUUAUCUCAUCGUCUGUAUCGUACAAAAGUAUCUCAAAAUAUGUAUCCAAUAUCACGAUGAAAUUCAUUUCAGAUCUUCAUAUGAUUUAAAACAGAUGUAAGCUUUUUAUUACAUUAUUCUGCUUUACAACAAAAAUAAUGAUUGUAUUUUGUAUUAUCAGUAUAUUAUUAAUU
Molecule: messenger RNA, 2900 nt
Organism: Chelonus insularis
Lineage: Eukaryota; Metazoa; Arthropoda; Insecta; Hymenoptera; Braconidae
Gene: Rab26
Product: RAS oncogene family member Rab26
Exons: 12
Coding region: 546-1439 (297 amino acids)
Biological process (GO): endocytic recycling; Golgi vesicle fusion to target membrane; protein secretion
Cellular component (GO): plasma membrane; endosome; trans-Golgi network transport vesicle
Molecular function (GO): GTPase activity; GTP binding
Source: RefSeq, a predicted model, not a curated record